This is a messenger RNA of Helobdella robusta, 393 nucleotides long. RefSeq lists its product as hypothetical. Lineage: Eukaryota; Metazoa; Annelida; Clitellata; Rhynchobdellida; Glossiphoniidae. Gene Ontology annotation, molecular function: structural constituent of ribosome. Gene Ontology annotation, biological process: translation. The transcript is spliced from 4 exons. The coding region runs from base 1 to 393 and encodes 130 amino acids. The record is from RefSeq and is a predicted model, not a curated record. Gene Ontology annotation, cellular component: cytosolic small ribosomal subunit; ribosome.
AUGGGUAAGCCUCGCGGUCUUAGGACAGCUCGUAAGUUGAAGAAUCACAGACGUGAGCAGAAAUGGAAUGAUAAAGAUUAUAAAAAAUCUCACCUCGGUAAAAGAUGGAAGUCCAAUCUGUUCGAUUCCUUUAGAAUGGGAGGCCCCACCGAUCUUGAAAUAGUUGGUGUUGAAGCCAAACAACCCAACUCUGCCAUCAGGAAAUAUGUGAGAGUUUAUAUCAAACAAAGCUACCAAAACGAACAAGAUAAAGUUCUGGUAGCUGGAUUCGGUCGUAAAGGUCACGCUGGAAGAGAUAUUCCUGGAGUUCGUUUCAAGGGUCGUAAAAGUUGCCAGCGUCUCCUUGUUGGCCCUCUACAAAGGCAAGAAGGAACGACCCAGACAUAUAUAUAG